Molecule: messenger RNA, 1686 nt
Organism: Xylaria bambusicola
Lineage: Eukaryota; Fungi; Ascomycota; Sordariomycetes; Xylariales; Xylariaceae
Product: cytochrome P450
Exons: 3
Coding region: 1-1686 (561 amino acids)
Molecular function (GO): steroid hydroxylase activity; iron ion binding; heme binding
Source: RefSeq, a predicted model, not a curated record
AUGUCCAUUUCAAACAUUUUUGUACUGUUUGGGUUUUUCUUGGCCUUGCCUAUUCUCACCAAAACUUUAUCGACUUUCCGUUUCAGACGUUCUACGGGAUAUCGAUAUACCGGGACUUCCGUUUGUCCCAACCCGCCGAUUCUUCCAUACUGGGACAUCUUUCUGGGCCAAUUCUUUCAUUUGGCUUGGGAUACAAGAAAGUUUGUGAAGGACGCAAUAAAUCUUGCAUGGCAAGGCCCUGUUGAGGUCAAGGCUGGGUUUAUUGAUUUCACCGUAGUCUCUAAUCCUGACCAGAUCAAGAGAGUCUUCCGGGCUUGUAAGCAGUUUUCAAACAAGCAGUUGACGGUUGUGGCUCUACAGAACAUCUUCGGUGCUUCAAGGGAAGUGGCCCGAUUGUUCGAAAAUGAUGAAGCUCUAGACCUCGGAGAGGCGAACAGUUCCCAUGACACCAACGAAGCAGAUGAAGGUCAAUUGAAUGAACACGUCAACGGCUUCAAUCACUAUGCGCGAAAAUACCUCUCUGGUUCGCAUUUGCACUUCCUCUCGCGGCUGUUCCUAUCAAAUCUGGAACAAAAUUUUGAAGCUAUGGAGAUUCAAUCUGAAUGGGUUCAUUAUCCCGAUCUAUACACCUUUCUCCGAAAUAUUGUAUCGCCCGCCGCCACCGAAACUCUGAUGGGUAAGAAGAUAUUUGAGAUCCAUCCGCAGAUAGUCGAUGACUUCUGGUCAUUUGACCAAGCCGUGCCAAGUCUCAUCCGCCUUUUCCCCCGCUGGUUGAUUCGCUCCCAGUACAGGGCUCGAGACAGGAUUUUUGACGCCUUCAUAAAGCUGGAUGAGUUUGCGAACCAUCACGUUUCUCGUCCAUCGACUGAUGACCCCGAGUGGGAACCCUACAUGGGCUCCGCAUUCCUACGUGCACGGCACGAUUAUGCAAAAUUUAUCAAGAUUUUACCCGCCAACACAAAAGCUUGGGAAAAGAUGGGUAUCUUAUUCGCUGCGAACUCGAAUCUUCUCCCUGCAAUGUUCUGGUACAUCAUGGAAGCACUGAAAGACAAGACCUUGCAUCAACGCAUGGAUGCUGAGGUCUUUUCGUGCUUAUCGCCUUCCGAUUUGGACGUAAAACGGAAUCUAGACAAGCUAUUAGAACAACCUCUACUCCAGUCGGCCUAUGCGGAGACGCUUCGCCUACGUGUCGCAAUUGCGUUGCCUCGAACUUGUGAAAGCGGCGAAUUCGAUCUCUCGGGACGCCGGAUAGAAAAAGACAAGCACAUUGUCAUAUUCACGUGGCCUACGUUGAAAGAUGACAACACUUGGAUUCAACGUGGGAAUCUCGGUGUAAAGGCAUUAGAUGAAUUUUGGCCAGAGCGGUUUCUCGUCCCAAAAGAAAAGGGGACAGGUGUCAUGGCUGACGAAGCACAAGGCUCUCAGUAUGAGUUCUCGCUGCGCGGAUUGGGAGGUCGCUGGAUGCCAUAUGGGGGAGGCCAGCACUUGUGUCCUGGGCGGCACCUUGCCAAACGCCAAUUAAUAGGGACAUUUGCUUACUUGACUUCUCAUUUCGACCUCGAGCUGCUGAAUGAAGGAGGGGGGAAUGAGGUAGGACCAGACAUGCGCUGGUUUCCAACGGGAACUCUCCCUCCAGACAGGAAAGUUCCAUUUAAAAUCAAAAGGAAGUUAAUUAAAGUAUCGUAA